This is a messenger RNA of Archocentrus centrarchus (flier cichlid), 1076 nucleotides long. RefSeq names its product V-set and immunoglobulin domain-containing protein 1-like. The record is from RefSeq and is a predicted model, not a curated record. Gene Ontology annotation, biological process: epithelial cell morphogenesis; maintenance of gastrointestinal epithelium. NCBI's taxonomy places the organism in Eukaryota, Metazoa, Chordata, Actinopteri, Cichliformes, Cichlidae. The coding region runs from base 4 to 933 and encodes 309 amino acids. Gene Ontology annotation, cellular component: plasma membrane. The transcript has 7 exons.
AAGAUGUGCUCCCUGCAGCUCGUGUUGGUGCUUUUCAGCAUUACAGGAUGUGUUGAACUGAUCACGGUGACGACCCCGCAGAAAUAUGUCAACGUUACAGCUGGUGGAAGUGUCCUGCUCCAGUGUGAGUUUGCUACUACUGAGGCGACAACUACCAGUCUGACAAUCCAGUGGGAUUUAGUUUCAACAUCCUUUGUGGGACAAAAGCAGAUCUGUUACUAUCAGUUAGGACAGACUGCCAUUAACAAGCCUUAUGAAGGGAGGAUUCAACCUCCCACUGCUCCUGGCACCACCAGGAAUGCCUCCAUAAUAAUGAAAAACAUGCAGGCAUCAGACUCCGGAAUCUACAGCUGUGAGGUUCACAACUUUCCCGAUGUUGACGGACAGACUCGGGCAAGCAUCAUUGUGAAUGUCCUCGAGAAACCAUCUGAUCCUUACUGCGCCGUACAUGGUGAUGUGGAAUCAGGUCACCUGGUCACUCUGACCUGCCACAGUGAGCGUGGGAGCCCGACGCCGACCUACAGCUGGACCAGACUGGAUCAGACCAAGACAAGGAGACCAGUGCUAGGAAAAACAACCAUAACUGGAAUACUGGAAAUCAAAAACAUAUCCCAGUUUGAGUUUGGGGAGUACCAGUGCAAUGCUACAAAUGCAGUGGGCUUUGCAGCGUGCACCAUUGAGCUGAGCCCUGAAGCGGGAGAUGGAGUGAUUGCAGGAGCAGUUAUCGGAGCGCUGCUCGGGUGCGUGCUGAUCAUCCUGGUUGCAUGGUUCAUUGCUCACACUGUGAAGAAACGCAAAUACAACGCUGUUAAAACGGCAGAGGCCAACGAGAUGAAGAGGAGCUCUCUUCAAGCCCAGGAGGCCUCAGACAGCACUCCCAGUGCAAACGCAGCUGGCAACCUCCACGAUGAAGUAGAAGACCCACAAGCAUAAAAACGCCACUUUAAAAGCUACAACAUUACAUUAGCAUCACUAAUCUGUAUACCAGUCGUUGACACAGAGGUAACUCAGAUGCAGUUACAGCAAUGGCGCUAAUCUUCAUGUAUGAAUUUGCGUUUUCUAUACUUAAUAGAAUU